AUGUCAAACAACCAAGAGACAUUUGCAUUGAAGGACAAGUUACGUGGACUUGUUAAUACCAUUGUUGAAGGCGAUGAUUUCAAUCUGCAUGCUGCUGAUGAAGCCAUCACUACACUUUCUGUUCUCAGGGACCUGAAAUCCAGUGCUUCUUUCUCAAGUAAAUUCGAUCGUUUAUCUCCUCCUGUCCCUCCGCAGUUUCGAUGCCCUAUCUCAGGUCUCAUUAUGACUGAUCCUGUUAUCUUGGCCAAUGGACAGACUUAUGAUAGACCAUUCAUUCAGAACUGGCUGAAUGAAGUCCAUAGAGAAUGCCCUCAAACUCAGCAUGUUCUCUCUCACUCCAUUCUUUCUCCUAAUUAUUUGGUUCAAGACAUGAUUUCAAGGUGGUGUAAGGAGCAUGGAGUUGAGCUACCAAUGCCUGUUGGGGAACUUGACAAUCGAGAACCAACCGAAGCGCAUAAGUACCGUUUACGGUCAUUGCUUCACAAACUGUCAUUAUCUGCAUUGGAUAAAAAAGAAGCUGCGAGAGAGCUUCGGCUUUUAGCUAAGCAAAUACCUCCGUUUCGAACACUCUUUGGUGACUCAGAAGUGAUUAAAAAAUUGCUUAGUCCGAUAUCACAAGGCGUGGCUUGUAUAGACCCGGAACUCCAUGAAGACUUGAUCACAGCGGUUCUCAAUCUCUCAAUCGACGAUAACAAUAAGAGAGUUUUCGUAGAGGAUGAAAAGGUUAUCAGCUUUAUUGUCGAUUCAUUGAAAUCAGGAACUGUUCAAACAAGAAGCAAUGCAGCAGCAGCAAUUUUUUCAUUAUCAGCACUUGAUAUCAACAAACAAAUCAUUGGAAAAACCAGUGCGAUUAAAUAUUUGGUUGAUCUUUUAGAAAAGGGACAUCCAUCAUCAAUGAAAGACGCUGCUUCGGCUCUAUUCAAUCUAUGUAUUGCACAUGAAAAUAAAGCGAAAACAGUUCGAGAAGGCGUGGUUCAGGUUAUUCUCAGCAAGAUCUUCGUGGACCGGUUUCUAGUAGACGAGUUUUUGGCCUUAUUGGCACUUCUAUCUAGCCAUACCAAGGCUGUUGCGGCAUUGGGAAGUCACGGCGCUGUCCCUUUCUUUAUGGACAUUUUAAGAGAUAGCAGCAUUUCGGAUCGCAGCAAAGAGAAUUGCGUUGCAAUCUUGAACAUAAUAGUUUUCAGUGAUAAAACAAAGAGGAAGGAAAUUAGAGAUGAUGAAAUAUCCAAUGGUACAUUGGCUAAGCUUGCAGAAUGUGGAACUUCAAGAGCAAAGAGGAAAGCUUCUGGUAUUCUUGAUAGGCUCAAGUUUGCUCAAUCCUCAAAGCACACCACUUAA
Molecule: messenger RNA, 1338 nt
Organism: Lathyrus sativus (Indian pea)
Lineage: Eukaryota; Viridiplantae; Streptophyta; Magnoliopsida; Fabales; Fabaceae
Source: the annotation of a GenBank genome assembly